AUGGAGGUUCUGUUUAGACUUCUAGCAACCUAUAGAGAGUUAAGGUCGUUCAAAGAUCUCUUUGUUUCCUCUCGUUUCGCCGCCGGAACUUCGUCGGAGACCAGUCGAAGAAUCGGUAAAUCGGUGGCGGCACUACAGAAGACAGCGAAACCAUUGGGCGUGGCCAAACCGAAGAAACAGAACGAAACGUUCGACGCUACAUGGAAGAUGAUCACCGAUGGGAGAGGAAAGCCAUUGCCACGGCACCUGAAGAAGAGCGAGACAUGGGACGUUCCAUCUCAUGUGAUUGUUCCUGACUCGAAUCUGGAAUCGGCACCAGCGGUGGCCAAUCGAAAGGAGCUGAGAAAGUCAGAGACCUUCAAUGAUGCUUCGUCUUCAGCUUUGUCUGCGUCAUCGGCAUCAUCGAGAGGUAGUGAUGGUGGACUGAAGAGGGAGAAAUCGCUUAGCCAUGAUGAGUUGAAUCGGCGAGUUGAAACCUUCAUUAAGAAAUUCAACGAUGAUAUCAGGUUGCAGAGGCAAGAUUCGUAUAAGCGUUAG
Molecule: messenger RNA, 537 nt
Organism: Telopea speciosissima
Lineage: Eukaryota; Viridiplantae; Streptophyta; Magnoliopsida; Proteales; Proteaceae
Exons: 2
Coding region: 1-537 (178 amino acids)
Source: RefSeq, a predicted model, not a curated record